Molecule: messenger RNA, 1149 nt
Organism: Eriocheir sinensis (Chinese mitten crab)
Lineage: Eukaryota; Metazoa; Arthropoda; Malacostraca; Decapoda; Varunidae
Exons: 2
Coding region: 363-857 (164 amino acids)
Source: RefSeq, a predicted model, not a curated record
CCACCACCACUACUCCUACACCUACCACCACUACUGCUACACCCACCACCACCACUACCACACCCAGUACCACCUCCGCUAAUACAAUACCAACUACCACUACUACUGCACCCACCACCACCACCACCACCACCACUACAACACCGACACCCACCACCACUACAUCAACUGCAACUUUACCCCCUACAAUAACAACUAGCACCACCACAACCUUAGCAACCCCCACCAUCGACACCACCACAGACACGACCUCUCUUGACCCCGCCACGACUACAAGUGAUGACUAUUGGACGACUACAGAGGACGAUGACUCAGUGGUGACCCUUCCUGACGGUGACAACAACAGCAUCUUGGGCCUGUCCAUGUUUGAGUUCAUCGUCGUCCUUCUCUCCUCCUUCCUCCUCCUCCUCGUCCUCUUCACUUGCUUCCUCAUGCUGAUUUUCAAGAGGAAGAGGAGGAUCUACGUCAGAGUUGUCCCUUACACACCACGCGCAGCUCCUAUGAAAUUCCCUCGCACACCUUUGCCUCAAGUAAUACCCACGUCGGAGCUCAUCCCGAGGCCAAUACUACGGCAUACCUCACUUAGCAACGACAGGAAGCCUCGGUCCGUCAGCUGGGAGUACGGUGGAGAGCCCGGCGGAGGGAGGUGGGACGCAGGCAACCACAACCCAACACCCCAACGGCACUACAUCACCCUCGACGCCCAGCCAGUCCGCCACGACCCUGGGGAUGUCUAUAGCAUCUCCCAAGGCUUCGACUCCUGGGGGAAUGACAUGCAGAGACCCCAGGAGCCUACCAAUGCCCUCUGGCGAGACGCUCCCUGGGCAGAUAAUAACAUAUACGAGUGGCGCCGAUAAUGUGAUACUUAGGAAGGUUAUAUUCUUACACAAUUCAAUGCCCAAGCACAUAUAUUUGAUGAGGCUUUCGUAAGAGUUGUGGGAAUUUCCAUGGGUAGUUUUGUGACCCUGGUGGUAGUUUGACCAUUCUUCUGUACCGUGAACCUAAAAAGACACCCAUGAGAACCUGAUUGAUCUCCUCUUCGGCCUCUGGAAAUAGGUGAUGUAAGAGGAGGACGCGUCUGAGCAUACCGUGGGCAUUCCCAUGGGUAGUUUUGUGACCCUGGUGGUAGUUUGACCCUUCUUUUGUACC